This is a messenger RNA of Polyodon spathula (Mississippi paddlefish), 3638 nucleotides long. It is a transcript of the gene rbm19, whose product is annotated as RNA binding motif protein 19. The record is from RefSeq and is a predicted model, not a curated record. Gene Ontology annotation, molecular function: RNA binding. Lineage: Eukaryota; Metazoa; Chordata; Actinopteri; Acipenseriformes; Polyodontidae. The coding region runs from base 112 to 2856 and encodes 914 amino acids. The transcript is spliced from 24 exons.
CUCACGUGUUGUAUGGAAGAUGGCUGCGUUCUGAAAGCUCCACGCUUGUCUAUUUACAUUUAGUACAUUUUUAAGUUUUACCGGAUUGCCAGGCUUUCAUCAACUGCGACCAUGUCCAGGCUCAUUGUCAAAAACCUCCCGAACGGGAUGAAGGAAGAGCGGUUUCGAAGCAUGUUUGCUGCUUUCGGCACCCUGACAGACUGCAGUCUGAAGUUCACCAAGGAGGGCAAGUUCCGCAAGUUUGGAUUUGUGGGGUUCAGAUCGGAGGAGGAGGCAGGGAAUGCACUGAAACACUUCAAUAAGAGCUUUGUGGACACUGCAAGAAUAACGGUGGAGUGUUGUAAACCCUUUGGGGAUGCAACAAAGGCUAAAGCCUGGAGCAAACACUCUCGGAAUAAUGUGUCCACUCAGGGCAAGGAGUCUGUCCAGCAGAAGGAGGCCCCGGCAGAGACAGCAGUGAAGAAGGAGAAAAAGAAGAAAACACUCACCAGCACCCUUGGCGAGCUGAAGGAUGACCAAGACUUCAAGGAGUUCCUGGCUGUCCACCAGAACCGAGCGCAGGUGCCAACGUGGGCCAACGACACGCUGACAGAGCCCAAGAAGAACAAGGAGCAGGACGAGAAGAAAAAGAAGAAAGCAGCCACGGACUACCUGAACUUUGACUCGGAGGAGGAGGAGGAGGAGGAGAAGGAGGAGGAGGAGAACAACACAGAGAGGGCAGGCAGGGAGACGGGGCUGUCUGACAUGGAUUACCUGCGUUCCAAAGUGGUGAGUGAGAGAGAGGAAGAGAGCGAGGAAGAAGAAGAGAGCACAGCAGACAGGAAGCCGCCCCCCCAACAGACAGACAACACCUAUGAGAGCGGAGACAAGGGCACAGCUAAAACACUGACGGAUAAAAAGAAUGGAAAAGAAAGCCAGACUGAGCCCACCACACCAUACACUGUGAAACUGAGGGGCGCUCCGUUCAACGUGAAAGAGCAACAAGUACAGGAAUUCCUGGUGCCUCUGAAACCGGUGGCUAUCCGCAUAGUAAGAAAUGCACAUGGGAACAAGACAGGUUCCAUUUUUGUUGAUUUGAAGUCUGAAGAUGAAGUCGUGAAGGCUCUGAAAAGAAACAAGGACUACUUGGGCGGUCGCUAUAUCGAGGUGUUCCGUGCCAAGGCUUCCCCUGCAGACCGAGCUGAGAAGCACAGGGUUGAGGAGAAGGAUUGGAGAAGGCAGCUGAAGGAGGAUGAAGAGGAGGAGGAGGUAUCUGAGUCAGGGAGGCUGUUUGUCAGGAACCUACCCUACACCUGCAGCGAGGAGGACAUCUCAGGACUAUUCAGCAAGUACGGCCCCCUGUCAGAAGUGCACUUUCCAAUCGACAGCCUCACUAAGAAGCCCAAAGGUUUUGCCUUCAUCACCUUCCUGAUUCCAGAGCAUGCCGUCAAGGCACUGGCUGAGCUUGACGGGCACAUCUUCCAGGGCCGAAUGUUGCAUCUCUUGCCCUCCACCAUAAAGAAGGAGAAGGUGGAGGAGGGUCCCACUGCACCCGGAGCCUCGUCCUACAAGAAGCAGAAAGACUCCAAGGACAAGGCCAGCGGUGCCAGCUCUCAUAACUGGAACACACUGUUCGUCGGGACCAGUGCAGUGGCUGAUGCCAUCGCUGAGAAAUACAACACCACCAAGAGCCAGGUUCUGGACCAUGAAGCUCGUGGCAGUGUGGCCGUGCGCAUGGCUCUGGGGGAAACCCAGAUCGUCCAGGAGACACGACAGUUCCUCCUUGACAACAAAGUGAGCCUGGACUCCUUCAGUCAGGCGUUAGGCCCUCGCAGUGGGACAGUGCUCCUGGUAAAGAACCUUCCUGCAGGGGUGCAGGGGCCAGAGUUGGAGGCUGUGUUCGCUCCGUUUGGAUCUCUGGGGCGAGUGCUGCUGCCCCCUGCUGGACUGACUGCCAUAGUGGAGUUCCUGGAGCCAACUGAGGCCAAGCGUGCCUUCACUAAACUGGCCUACACCAAGUUUCAGCAUGUGCCCCUGUAUCUGGAGUGGGCCCCCAUGGAUGUGUUCUCAGGACCCUUGCCCAACAGUGUACAGAAACAGGAGCCCCUUUCCUCCCCCGCUGUAGAGGAGGUGAAGGACACGAAGCCUGAGAGUUCAGGGGAGGAGGAGGAGGAGGAGGAGGAGGAGGAGGGGAGCCAGCCUGGCUGCACACUCUUCAUCAAGAACCUUAACUUCACCACAACCGAGGACACCCUGAGACAGACAUUCUCCAAGUGCGGGGCUCUGAGGAGCUGCUCUAUCUCCAAGAAGAAGGACCGAUCAGGCAACAUGCUGUCAAUGGGAUAUGGCUUUGUGGAGUUCAAGAAGGCUGAAUCUGCAGAGAAGGCUCUCCGGCAGCUACAGCACUGCAUUGUGGAGGAGCAUCAACUGGAACUGAAGCUGUCAGAGAGAGCAACCAAAGCCACGGUGACGUCGGUGCGGAAAAAGCAGCAGUCAAAGAAGCAGACGAGCUCCAAGAUCCUGGUGCGCAAUGUCCCCUUCCAGGCCAGUGUGAGGGAGGUGCGGGAGCUCUUCAGCACAUUUGGAGAGUUGAAGACAGUCCGUCUGCCCAAGAAGAUGAGCGGGACCGGGACUCACAGAGGAUUCGGAUUCGUCGACUUCCUCACCAAGCAGGACGCCAAGAAAGCCUUCACAGCUCUGUGCCACAGCACCCAUCUGUACGGACGCCGCUUGGUCCUGGAGUGGGCUGACUCAGAGGAGUCGGUAGAGACACUGAGGAGGAAGACUGCCCAGCACUUCCACGACGGUCCUAAGAAGAAGCGUUCUGAAGUGAUGGAAGACAUUUUGGAUCAGAUGGAAACUGGAGAGGAAGACUAGAAUGGACAGAGGUUGAACACCACGUAGGUGUGAACGCUGUGGAUCCCCUGAUGAAAAGACCAAAGCCUUGGGGAAUCAACGCCACAAUAAGCAGAGCCUUCACAGCGGCAGCCUGAUUCAGUUCUCCCAAUACAGGAAGAUAAUGUGUUUUGGAGUCCUGUGAAUCAGCCACCAAAUAUAUAGAAAUGGCAGGGCUAUGACCCAGGGCACACUGACACAGGGAGGAUUGUCUCCUGUGGUUUCCUUUCACAAAGAGAAUGGACCUCUUGAUCUCUUGUUUAUCUGUUCACAGCACAACUUGUGGGGUUUUAUUUUUAAACCAUCGACUGACUGUAUUCUAUUUUCAACAAUCCUUAAAGGAGUAUACAAUAUUUAAAAAAAAUAAAUAAAUAAAUUAACCUCUUUAAUCCAUUAUGGGGGAAGCAUAUCCCUGACAACGAGGAUAUUGAAGACCUCCAUAUUAUUGUAUAGUGCUGAAACUGGGUCUUCUAAACUGGGUCUUCUAAAGAAGGUGUCUGUCUGUGUGUCACUCUUCUUAGGAAGAACUUGUGAUUUGUGAGUUUCAGUAUCUGGGAAUAAAUAACUCUCACUGUUUCUUGUACAUCCUGUGGAUGUAGUUCAUGGAGACAUACUUGCGUCUUGGGUUUCCACACCAUUAAUCUGCUGAACAUCUCUGUACCGCUCAAUGGUCCUGUUUUCUGUUUGCUGUUUAUCUUUUAAAAUGUAACAACAUGGUGCCAUUUGCAGUAUAAUUUCCCCCAAGUAAAGACCAGUGAAAACCA